AUGCCAACCUGCCCAACUCAUCCAAAUGCUCACCUCAUCGAAGACCCGCGGGCCGGUGAUGUGAUUUGCCCCGAGUGUGGCCUCGUUGUCGGCGAUAGACUUGUUGAUGUCGGAACCGAAUGGCGCUCUUUUUCGAAUGAAAACAGCGGAAACGAUCCAUCGCGUGUUGGCGCUCCGGAAAACCCUCUUCUCUCCAACGGUGAUCUAUCUACUCAUAUCGCUGUCGGCUAUGGUGCAAGUGAUAGUGAUCAAAGUUUGGCCAACGCUCAGCGCAAAACGAUGAACAAUGCUGAUCGGCAGAUGAACGCUGCCAUCGGAGUGAUUCGAGAUAUGAGCGAUCGAAUACAUCUUCCACGCAACAUUCAGGACAUCGCUGCCAAAAUCUUCAAGGACAUCCUCGACACUAAAGCACUUAAAGGAAAGAACAACGAGGCUCAAGCCGCUGCAUGUCUCUACAUCGCUUGUCGUAAAGAAGGAGUGCCGCGAACGUUUAAAGAAAUCUGUGCCGUGUCACGUGUAUCGAAAAAAGAGAUUGGGCGAUGCUUCAAAAUGAUCAUUCGUGUAAUGGAAACAAGCCUCGAGCAAAUUACCUCGUCCGACUUCAUGUCUCGCUUCUGUGGAAAUCUUGGAUUGCCAAUGCCGAUUCAGGUUUGUGCUACUCGUAUCGCGAAGAUGGCUGUCGAGAUGGAUCUCGUGGCUGGAAGGAGUCCAAUUUCGAUUGCAGCCGCUGCAAUUUAUAUGGCCGCACAAGCAUCCAGUGAGAAACGAACAGCGAAAGAAAUUGGUGACAUUGCUGGUGCAGCUGAAGUGACAGUCAAGCAGACCUACAAGUUGUUGCUACCAAAGGCAAGUGAGCUCUUUCCGCCUGAUUUUAAAUUCGUCACGCCCGUUGACCGACUUCCACUCAACGACCCU
Molecule: messenger RNA, 915 nt
Organism: Mesorhabditis belari
Lineage: Eukaryota; Metazoa; Nematoda; Chromadorea; Rhabditida; Rhabditidae
Source: the annotation of a GenBank genome assembly